AUGACUGGCGUUGAGGCUGUAUCCAAUUCAGAACCUGCUGAGGUAGCUGAUCCAAAAGUGAAGGACUCGUUCGUUCAGCAAAAACAAUCACCAUUAGUUGGAGAUCGAGUACCGUUCGAAGUAGUGGUUAUGGAGUACGACCCGGUUGAAAGUGCUGAGUACUAUACAAAAGCUAAGGAUCUGCUGGGAACCUACUCUGACAUCCGUCUCAUACGGCGGGAUGGAAAUUGCUUCUAUCGAGCAGUUCUUGUUGCACAAAUCGAAUUAAUGCUCAAUGAUCGGGAGGAGUGCGCAAGGUUCGAAAGGAUAUGCCGCGGAUGGCAAGAGCGCCUGAUCAAACUUGGAUACCCUGACUUUACAACUACUGACUUUUGCGAAGUGUUUUACAAAUGGAUGACACCAAUAUGGAGCCAUCAGGCGGACAGAAAAAAGAUUUUUGAAGAUUUAAACGAUGACGGCGAAGCUAACUACCUCAUAAUAUUUUUGAGAUUGAUAACUGCUGGAUUCUUGAAAGAGCACUCGGAGGAGUAUGCUCCAUUCAUAGAGGAUAGUAGUCUUUCUGAUUAUUGUACAACAGAAAUUGAAUCAAUGUGGAAGGAUGCCGAUCACCUUGCUGUCACAGGACUCGUUAACGCCAUAGAUCAGAGCAUUCGUGUGCAGUACAUGGACCAGAAUGCUGCUCCAAACGGUGGUUUAUAUUACGACUUCCCUCCUGACCGUACUGAAACACCUCGGAUAACUCUGCUCUAUCGGCCUGGUCAUUAUGAUUUAGUUUAUCGCAGGUAA
This is a messenger RNA of Haemonchus placei, 786 nucleotides long. NCBI's taxonomy places the organism in Eukaryota, Metazoa, Nematoda, Chromadorea, Rhabditida, Trichostrongylidae. The record is from the annotation of a GenBank genome assembly.